Lymnaea stagnalis (great pond snail) is the source of this 8201-nucleotide messenger RNA. The record is from the annotation of a GenBank genome assembly. NCBI's taxonomy places the organism in Eukaryota, Metazoa, Mollusca, Gastropoda, Lymnaeidae.
GUCUAGCUACGCUGGCAGUGUUGACAUUCCUCCACAUAUUCUAGCUAUGCUAACACUGUUGACGUUUCUCAUCAAAUGAAUGUCGCAGUUUUUUUGUUUAAAAAAAACAACAACUUUUUGCGUGUUUACACCUACGUGAAAUAUGUUUAAAAAUUCGUAGGUCUUUCUAUGUGCCUGUAGACUCUUAUGACAUCGUAAUUUUUUGUUUCAUUCGGGGGUACAGAUUUUAGUAUUCCAUUUUUUGACGCCAGCCAUGGAUUGUUUUUGUUUUUUAAGUGGAUAAAAUUUCACGAGAAGCUAAAAUUUUGAUUUUCUGGAUAAUUCCCCGAUGCUUGGAUUCAGAGGCUGAGAACAGCAGCUGUCACUGUCCACUUUCUUCUUUCCUAACUGAGCGCUACAAUGAGCGAUUGAAGUAAAUAAAAAUUAUUAAAUAAAAAUGUGCAAGGAUUAGCUGUUUAGAUGUUUAAAUAAAUUUUAUAAAUAAUAUAUAUAUACAGGAUGGGCCAAUAAAAGGGAGAACAUCGCGUAAAAUAUUACGCUACGAGAUGUUCUCACUUUUAUUGGCCUACCCCAAACUGCAGUAAUAAUAGUAUGUAACAUAUUUCGUAUAAUUUCUAGGUCAGGAAAUGUUGAAAUGGACAAAAUAUGGACAAGAUAAGAAGGAGAAGAAUACAGAUACGGCAAUAAAUACUAAUGACGACAUCGAGGCAGUUAGGCCGGCCAAUCAUACCAGCCAAAGUGACCCACAGUUUACCAGCCAAAGUGACCCUCAGUUUACCAGCCAAAGUGACCCUCAGUUUACCAGCCAAAUAGAUCCUCAGUUUACCAGCCAAAUAGAUCCUCAGUUUACCAGCCAAAUAGAUCUUGAUGGCAAAACUGACAAAGUAAACGCCAGUCCAUCCACACCAAGCGUGUCGAUUCACAUCUCAGAUAUAACAAACGCCACAUCACCGGACCAGAUCACAAACGUGUCACGGAGAUCUGAAACGGUGCCCGCAUCAGCCAAGGAAAACUCGGAUACUUGUAACCAACAACUUACUGCUGACACCAGAAAAGAUCAACAUUUUACAAGUGAGGCUGACCCCAAGAACUGUCUUAGCUCAACACUUUGUCCUUCGGCAUCGACCUCGUUAUCGACAUCACAGGAAACCGGAUGUUUGAGACCCGUAAAAUUGUCUGAUUUUACAUGGGAAGAGUUCACAUCUUCGGCAUCUGAAGAGUCGACUUCAGCCUUAACACCAAGCUUAAUAACAGACUCACUACGACACAAUAACACAGGAAGUAACCUUAACACAACACAAUCGGGAAAUUGUUUAAAAGCCAUUUCACAAAAGGAACUUCUAGAACAAUCUAAAAUGGCAUCAUCACUUCCCGACGUAACAACUCUGCCGUCGGCGGAAAGAGAAAUUCUCGGCCCCGAGGUUGCAUGGGAAGAAGAGGACUUAACCCUGUUGCAAGUGGCGGAUAAGGAUAAUUUCCCCUGUAUUUGUAGUUUCGAGGAGCACACGCAACAGAAGACCUGGCAGGUGGAGAGGCUCCAGCCUGGAUUAAGGAUCUACUCUCGGCAGCCGGUCCUAAUGCACAUGCGCGUGACCAAGAAGCAGGCCCGAGCCAGGACCAUUUUCAAAGACCCCAAAGGGGCAUAUUACGAAGUUGGUCAGACGAUGAUUAUACCCGCCGAUUAUCAAGGUAGGUGUGUUUCAUUGGAAGCUAAGAUCGUGUUUUUUAUAGAGGAAAAAAUACAUAAGACGGAUGCUAGACAAAACAAAUGAUAUAGGUCAAGUCAUGCAAGAUUGAUAGGGAUUGGUAGUGGCCAAGAGGGAUGAUUAAGCGGCCUUGGGGGGGGGGGGGGGGGGGAUAAUGUUAAGAAGAUCAUUUCGUUUCUUGACUCUAAUCCUCACUAGUCAUCAGGAAAACAAUGGCCGGCGACGUUAUUUUGGUCCGGGGGUUUGUUUGAUAAGUUAGAAGAUUGUUUUGUUUGUUUAAAUAGGAAUGACAGUUGUGUUGAAUAGAUGGAUCAAUGUCGCGAUGAAGCUGUGAAUUAUAGCUUAGUUGGUGGAGAUUUUCUAUUUUCUGUUGACGUGUUGUCCUGUGAUAUUGCUUAUGGAAGGAGUUAUCCCGUAUCUGAGAUAAUGACCUCUAAAGUAAUGAAGCUCCAGCUUUCUUAUAAGACACCAGAGACUGUAAGAUAAGCUUAAUCAAAUGAACCUAUGUAAAUGCUUCAAUUUAAGAUCUUUUAAAUCUUUGUUUUAGAUUAUAUUAUAUUAUACACUCCUCUUAUAGACCCUGUAGCCUUUUAUUAGAGAAAAAUGGAAAUCAAUUAAAAAAUGAAUGCAAAUCAAUUGAAUGAUAACAGUGAUGAUAGAGAAUAUAGAUUUACCCGUGUUGAGAGGAUGUGACGAUCAACUGAGGAGAGGUUAACGUGUCGCGCCCCCUCGCGGCUGCAAAUGUUCGUAUCGCACAUUCACCCAUGGCCAUUGUUCUUGUUUUGUAGACACCCACAUUUUGCUUGCAAUCCGAUGAGCUCUUGCAAUUAUACCCACUGAGUCCUUUGAAUAAAACAAUAAAUCAAUGCGACCUUCUACGACGUAGGUUGGUUUGAGCUGGUUCCCUCGGACUUCAGCCGGUCCACAUGCUUCAUGUCUGUAGCCGACGUGGCCAAGGCAAUGCCCCAGAAGUUCUUCACAAGAUCCAACGUCAAAGGCAUCAGGACGGAAGGUGAAGGUGAACAUCAGAAAUUUUUAGAACGGAAGAUUCCCGCCGGUUCAGUGUUAGAAACAAGAGGUAAGAAAUAUGCAAUUGUGUAAGAAAUGUGGCAUUAUGUAAGAAAUGUGACAGUGUGUGUCAUAAAUGUUGAAAAGAGGUAAGAAAUAUGCAAUUGUGUAAGAAAUGUGGCAUUAUGUAAGAAAUGUGACAGUGUGUGUCAUAAAUGUUGAAAAGAGGUAAGAAAUGUGACAUUAUGUCUCAUAAAUUUUGACAAUACGACAGUAGAUGCGAAAUCAGGGUUGCAGUUGGCUGGUGAAAUUAAGUGUAUUCGUCACAAAAAUGCAGACGUCGUCUUUUAAUACAAGAAUUCUAAAAGUUUUGUUGACAGAAAUUUAUUGUUCAAUAGUUUUAAGAAUAUAAUCAAUACCUGUACAAGGAAUAAGACGUAUAACGGUACAAAGAUUAUGACCUAUACCGGUACAAAGAAUAUGAUCUUUCUGGUUCAAGGAAUAUGAUCUUUACCGGUACAAGUAAUAUGAUAUAUACCAGUACAAAGAAUAGGAUAUAUACCGUUACAAAGAAUAGGACCUGUACCGGUACAAAGAAUAGGAUCUGUACCGGUACAAAGAAUAGGACCGUUACAAGGAAAUCGUUUUUUAUAGAAGUCGUCAGAAAGUGAAGUAAAAAAUGUCACUUCCGUUUUUUCAGGAACGUUUACUGCCAAAUGGAAGACAGUUGCAGAGACGGGUCUUUUAAAGAAGAAAACUAAAGAGUGGGAGUUCCAGGAAGUGACGUAUUUGAAGUGUUUGGACCGUGACCAGACAGAAAUCCUGGUUCCGUUGAAACACAAGGGAAAGUUCAAUGCCAUUUACGAGAAAGGUCACCUGACACAGAAUGCGGUGUACAAUGUCAAGGACAUUCUGUCGGACCUCUCGCUGCCCAUUAAAGUGAGGCUGCUGUUCGGGAAGGCUCCGGUGGUACCUUGCAUAUUCACAGGUGAGUUAAUGGCCAAGUGGAACCUUGCAUAUUCACAGGUGAGUUAACAGCCAAGUGUACCUUGUACCGGGAUUCAGCUGUAGUUUUCACCGAAUGCAGGACGAUUGAUUUGCGCCCCUAUUUGUAUGCAGUUUUUUCAUCAUUUGGCGCACUUUGGCGUUGUUCACCAAUUGGCUCGUUGACCUCACGCUUGUCCCGACCGUGGCCAUGAGAUUUUGUUUCAAUUUAUUCAUUUUGAUCAUUCUUUUAAACAUAGUUAUUGUCUUUUUAUUAUUAUAUUUUCAUCAUUCAAUAUAUUUCUUCUCAUAUUUAUAUCACUUUUUUCGACUAAGGUCAACACUCACACUAAGUGCAAUGCUAAUGCACCAGUUGAUUAAGUGCAAUGCUAAUGCACCAGUUGAUUAAGUGCAAUGCUAAUGCAUCAGUUGAUUAAGUGCAAUGCUAAUGCAUCAGUUGAUUAAGUGCAAUGCUAAUGCACCAGUUGAUUAAGUGCAAUGCUAAUGCAUCAGUUGAUUAAGUGCAAUGCUAAUGCAUCAGUUGAUUAAGUGCAAUGCUAAUGCAUCAGUUGAUUAAGUGCAAUGCUAAUGCAUCAGUUGAUUAAGUGCAAUGCUAAUGCAUCAGUUGAUUAAGUGCAAUGCUAAUGCAUCAGUUGAUUAAGUGCAAUGCUAAUGCAUCAGUUGAUUAAGUGCAAUGCUAAUGCAUCAGUUGAUUAAGUGCAAUGCUAAUGCAUCAGUUGAUUAAGUGCAAUGCUAAUGCAUCAGUUGAUUAAGUGCAAUGCUAAUGCAUCAGUUGAUUAAGUGCAAUGCUAAUGCACCAGUUGAUUAAGUGCAAUGCUAAUGCACCAGUUGAUUAAGUGCAAUGCUAAUGCACCAAUUGAUUAAGUGCAAUGCUAAUGCAUCAGUUGAUUAAGUGCAAUGCUAAUGCACCAGUUGAUUAAGUGCAAUGCUAAUGCACCAGUUGAUUAAGUGCAAUGCUAAUGCACCAGUUGAUUAAGUGCAAUGCUAAUGCACCAGUUGAUUAAGUGCAAUGCUAAUGCACCAGUUGAUUAAGUGCAAUGCUAAUGCACCAGUUGAUUAAGUGCAAUGCUAAUGCACCAGUUGAUUAAGUGCAAUGCUAAUGCACCAGUUGAUUAAGUGCAAUGCUAAUGCACCAAUUGAUUAAGUGCAAUGCUAAUGCACCAGUUGAUUAAGUGCAAUGCUAAUGCACCAGUUGAUUAAGUGCAAUGCUAAUGCAGCAGUUGAUUAAGUGCAAUGCUAAUGCACCAGUUGAUUAAGUGCAAUGCUAAUGCACCAGUUGAUUAAGUGCAAUGGUAAUGCACCAGUUGAUUAAGUGCAAUGCUAAUGCACCAGUUGAUCUUUCAAUGGGACAAAAAUAAUAUAUAUAAAAAAAAUAUUUGAUAAAAAUUAUUUGCGAAGGAUUGCAUUUGGGAGACAAAAGAGCCUUCACCUUUUUUGUCUUAGGGGUCCUAUGCACAAUUAAUUCUGCAUUUCAACAUAUUUCUGUCUUUAGAUGUGAUCAAUAAAAAUGUUACCCACGUACAUUUUACCCACAUACAUUUUAUCAAUAUAUAUUUUACCCACAUGCAUAUUACCAACGUACAUUUUAUCAACGUACAUUUUACCCACAUACAUUUUACCAACGUACAUUUUACCAACGUACAUUUUAUCAACGUACAUUUUACCCACAUACAUUUUAUCAAUAUAUAUUUUACCCACAUGCAUAUUACCAACGUACAUAUUACCAACGUACAUUUUACCAACGUACAUUUUAUCAACGUACAUUUUAUCAACGUACAUUUUACCAACGUACAUUUUACCAACGUACAUUUUACCAACGUACAUUUUACCCACGUACGUUUCAGGUAUGCUUGUGAUUCGUGAUGCAGCCACGGAUGAUUCAGUUGUAGGAAGUACAGUGCUCAACACAAGAAAUGUCCUCUUUGAGAUUCCACUCUCUGCGCCGGUCAAGGUAUACAUUUAUGUGAAUGCUUGAACUCAGAGGGUAUUGCAAUAACGUUUCUGUGUCUGUAAUUAGGUCAAAUAUGUCUCUCUAAUUAGGUCGUAUAUGUCUCCUUAAUUAGGUCAAAUAUGUCUCUCUAAUUAGGUCAAAUAUGUCUCUCUAUUCAGGUAAAACAUAGAUCUCUAAUCAGAUCAAAUAUUGAUCUCUAAUCAGGUCAAAUAUGUGUCUCUAAUUAGCUCAAAUAUAUCUCACUAAUCAGGUCUAAUAUGUAUCUCUAAUCAGUUCAAAAAAGUAUCUCUAAUCAGAUCAAAUAUGUCUCACUAAUAAGGUCAAAUAUGUCUUUUUAAUAAGGUCAAAUAUUUCUUUCUAAUCAGGUCAAAUAUGUCUCUAAGGACGAUCACUUCAAAGACAUGUCUACAUACAAAGAUGCCCAGAAACUUUGCAAAAAAUACGCCAACGUCUUCAGCACAAUGAUAAAACUUGCACCUGACCUUGACACUGAUCAGAAGGUCAUCAUGCACGUGCCGACAGACUCGUCGCUCAUGCACCAGGUUGACGAAUGUCUCCGCGCGCUCGACCUUAUAACGGACAUCAGUUUCGCCGGUGAGCCAAAGGACUACCUCCUGGACUCCGACGCCGGGUCGGUGGCCAGUGAAGAUACUCUGGUCGUCCCGCCAUCGGGGGCGGUCACUGAGGUGACUGAGUUCCAGAGCAGAGAAUCUCAGACUUUUGUCUGAGUGCAUGCUUCACGUUCCUUCUGUAAAUGACGUGGCGAGUCGUUGACUAGUUACGUACUCGGAGAUCUACUCACCUCCGGCAGACGUUGUAGCCAAGGAAAGCAUAGAACUUGAACAGACCGGUGCUAACAAGGAGCUGCCAGGCGAUGAUCCCUAACAGAGACCUCAUUAAACUACCCCUAAAACAACGUUUUUCCUAUAAAUCCUUUCAUUUGAAUUUAUUAUUGGAUAUUAAUAGUCUAAUGUACCCCACCCGCUUUUAAAUGCAGAUUUAUUUCUACAAUUAUUUAGUGGGGGGAAAAAAGAAAAUUUUGUGCAUCAAACUCAUUUGGACUUUAAAAAAAAAAAAAAAAAGAAUCUCACUUAUCUGGCAGUUAUCUGGAAUUUUAGUUCGUGAAAUCAGUGGCCUCAUAUUUCCUUCAGUUUCCCCUAGGAAAAACUUAUUUUUGGGGGUUGGAGGUGGGGCUGAACAUUUGAGAGAAUGUUUGUCAUCAGCAACGAGUCUAUGUGCCAAGUUUCAACUCCAUAGGUUGAAGGGAAGUGGGUCAGUUAGCAGUACAAAGAAUUUGCCACACACCCAGAAAGAAAGAAAGAAGCACAGGAACAAAAGCGGAGCUAAUCGAAAGGAUUUAAAAAGGAACCCAAUUUUGAUCAAGUAUAUAGUGAUUGACUUCCUGUGCCACUAGUGAUUGACUUCCUGUGCCACUAGUGAUUGACUUCCUGUGCCACUAGUGAUUGACUUCCUGUGUCACUAGUGAUUGACUUCCUGUGACGCUAGUGAUUGGCUUCAUGCGUCACUAGUGAUUGACUUCCUGUGUCACUGGUGAUUGACUUCCUGUGUCACUAGUGAUUUGCCUCCGCCUCGUGUGUCAAAUAUGAUCACGAUGGAUUGCUCAGCGAUUCUUGAAAUAUUUUGAAGAAGAUUACUUAGCGGAAGUCCGGCCAAUCCAUGACGUGACCAAUUAACAGAUUGACCAAAUUUAUUAUAUAUUUAUUGACAAAAUAUAUAUUGAUAUUUAUUAGAGGUUGUGCGACCCUCUUAAGUAGCUUACAUAUUUGUAUUUGGGAAUGGACCAUAAGAUGUUUUAUUAUAAGGUUGUCUCUUUUCUAAAUAAAUAUUUUCCUUACGAUCAUGAUAGCCUUUGCAAAAAUAAUGUAUCUUUCAUUAUGUAUUUUAUCAGAAUUUCGUUUCGACUAAUAUAAAUCACACUUUUAGAAGUAGGCUAUAAAUAGAUAUAUUCGUCAGGUAUUUGUUUGUAAAGUUUGCAUUUUAAAAAAACUAACUAGAAAAUAGAGCCAAACAUCCGGAAACGGUACUCAACUCAUGCAAGUAGCUAAGAGUUAUCUACUGACACAUCUUUGAAUUUUGAAAGGUUUGAGAAUUUAAAUUUAAGCGUUCCCUCUUAGUUGUGGUUUUCUUCCACUGAUGUCACAUUAUUUAUUGUUAUCAUUCCGAAUUCGGAGAGGGGUGAACGAGAUCAUUGAAGUUACCACGCGCAUUGCGAUGUAAGUAUUAAUUAAAUAACUAAAUAGUGGUCAGUUGUUUUGAAGACAGCUCCAUGAUGCGUACAAGUUUCGCUUGCUCACUAAUUUUAACAAAUCUCUCUCAUGUCUUUCAAUCUGCUUCAAUAUUCUCCCUUUUCCCACUGCUGUCUCCGUUGUUAACUUGAGAGAAUAAUUGAAGCAUACGUUUUUAACUCGUUGUAAGUCGCAUCAAUAAGCACCAUUAUGUUGAUUUUAUUUAAUAAGCUAGCUAUAGCCAGCCAAACAAUGGAGGUGGCAAUGCGUGACCUUCCUAUCUGC